Chara braunii is the source of this 2728-nucleotide messenger RNA. NCBI's taxonomy places the organism in Eukaryota, Viridiplantae, Streptophyta, Charophyceae, Charales, Characeae. The record is from the annotation of a GenBank genome assembly.
GCGUGGUCCUGCCCCCGCUCGACGCGGUUUCAUUUUCGACCGCCGUUUGCAAUCAUUCACCCAAAACUCUCUCACGAUGACUGCCAUUUUCUCUCCUCUUUCUCUUCGUAUUGCCGCAGUUCUGUGGAUUGCGGCAACCUCCACCAUGGGGUGUGUCUCUACUGCACCUCCCUCAAGCACGCGCUAUGGAAGCCAUGAAACCUCUUCCGAGUCGAGGAGUCGUGGGCCUCCGGGGCAAGCCAACCGGCAGAGCAAGCCAGGCGACUUCAAAGACCGAGAGCUGGAGAAACUCCUCGCCCACGGGAAGGAACUGCCUGAGUCCGUUGCCGAGUUGCACUUGCGCGUCCUUGAGCCAUCGCAUGAAGACUCGCUGAACUUGCAAGGGCGACGGCGCACUGAGUUGAUAAAACCGGCGCAGCAAAGCACUACUGGUGCGAUCAACUCCCGCGAGACUGCGCUUCAGCGAAUCCUCCGCAAACGGCGCAAAUGUGUUUCCGCUCCGCCGUCAAGCACGCGCGGUGGAAGACGCGCAAUGUCGUCGACGGCACUUUCGAGGAGUCGUGAGCAUCGAGCACAAGGCGGCAAGAUCUCGUCGGCAGUUUCGAUGAGGGGUAAGCAUUGGGCUCGGAUGAAGCUAACGGAGAGUGAGGAAAAUGAUAUCCUCAGGCUGGCCGAAAGCAAGGAACUGCCCGAGUCCAUUGCGCGGCGGUUCUUGCGAGUCCUCCAGACAUCGGUGAGGCUCAAUGAGAGAGAGGUAGAGCAUAUCCUCAUUCUGGCACAAAACAAGGGUUUGCCCCAGUCCAUUGUGGCGUUGUUCUUGAGAGUCCUCGAGACAUUGGCGAGCGACUCUGUCCAGUUUCGAACGGGGAGGCGAGGCUCUAGUGGGGUGGGCUUUACGUACAAGGCGAUUCAGGAAACCGCAACCGAAGGUGGAGAGCCGCACGCUCGCGUCCUCCAGUCUACGAGUUACAACGGUCCGUUCGGGUUCGUAGACCGCGACGUGCUGACUUUUCGAGGCAAUCUUCUUUUCCCUUCCUCCCAGAGUAAUUACCCAGACGGAAACAUCUACGUCGUGCAGCCGUCCAGUGUGGACGAAUCGAUUUACUUCCUGUCGUACGAUGGCGUGUGGAGCUUGCCUACCGGCUCAAGCUCGUACGGUGUUGGCGCGGUCAGACGGGUUUAUGGCUCCGUAGGCGAUGAUCGAGCUUUCACGAUCGUGGAUAUGGACAGGUACUUGUACCGUGGUGAAGGGAGAUUCCUUCUGGUGGCCAACGCCCGUGAUGACACCCUGCGAACUUUCAGUUUAAACUCGUACGAUCCGCCUUUCCCUAUCACUCAUAUGAUGGGCUUCAACUCUCACGUUCUUAGCCUUGCCGCUGAUCCGUCACGGCCUUACGUUUACUUUUCAACGGAUCAUGGGCUCUACAAGAUGUAUCUCCCCUCUUCCGGAGUUGGCACAGUAGUUCCUCUCAUCGAUGAAGCGUCGGCCGUUGGGCCGGUUCAAGCCAGCAUCCCCGGGGACGCGGGUUUCAAUGAGGUUCGCGUGAGCCAGCAUGCCUUCUCCGCUGACGGGCAGUUCAUGUACGUUGCGGACAAAAUCGGCGACGCCGUCUACCGCGUUUGGUUUGCGAGCGGAAGGGUGGAGAAUAUCGGUAGUGGUUAUGUUGAUGUGGACGUGGACGGCCCCUAUGGAUUAGCGUUAACGUCGGACGGUUGUAACCUGUUCGUGUCAGAGUAUAUAACAGGGAGGAUCACGCUAAUCAGCUUCGAACGCAGCGGUGGCCUCGUGAAGAGCGUCCGAACACUCGCAGGUGCGAGCAGCUAUCGCUAUACAUACAGUUCAAGCUUGGACCUUUUCGGUUUGGCGAUCUCCCCAGGUGGCUCGUAUCUAUACGUCGGAGCGUACGAGGCGAUCUACAAGUUCGAAAUAGACACUUGGGACUUGCCCUCGUGCUCUGCAAUCUCAUCUACGCCUCGAUCCGUUCCUCCUACGAUCAGACCCAUCAUUUCUUCUAUCUCUCCCCCUCCCGUAAUCUCUGUGCCGCAACGUAGCGGUAACAUCUUUCCUCCGGGCGAUGAUGAACCCACUUUUCCUUCUAGGUCAACCACCACUCCUACCCGUAAUUCUACUCCGCCGCUCCCUCCCGACGCUCCUUCCCCUAUUUCUUUUAGCUAUCCACCGCCCUCCACGUCUACGCCGCCACCACCCUUUAUCUCAAAUUCGUCCUCUGCUGCUAUCAGCAGCUCCAGCCCCCCUGCUGCUAAGAAGCAAACCGAUCUCACACCCGUUGUCAUCGCUCUCGCCGUCGUUUUGCCCGUCGUAGGAGCCGCGCUCGGCGUAUUACUGGUCUGGUGUCUAUGCGGCAUACAGCGGCGGCGGCGAGAGGCAGAGUCACGAGCAAUCGAUAGGCCCGUGCAGUCAAUCGGUACCAUAGAUGCCCGGGCAGGAUCGCAGCAGAUCGAGCCUGUGGCUUUCACAAACAAUCCGACGGGUGCGGGGAACUGGUGGCAAGGACCAGCCGGAGAAGGGACGUUGGCAAACAAUCGUCUUGACGCUAUUGCUGCGUAGGGUUCGCUUUCCUUUUUCCUCAAAAAAUCGGCCCGGGUGCAGAAUGAGACAACUCAAGCAGGUUCCCAUCGCGGACCAUCGUGAUGGAGACGGUUUGGACAGGGGGAUGAAUAAACUGGGAGGCGUCAUGUCAUCUGUCAAUGAAGCGGACAAUAAACC